Molecule: messenger RNA, 6595 nt
Organism: Solenopsis invicta (red fire ant)
Lineage: Eukaryota; Metazoa; Arthropoda; Insecta; Hymenoptera; Formicidae
Exons: 10
Coding region: 2834-5158 (774 amino acids)
Source: RefSeq, a predicted model, not a curated record
GUUCAGAUUCAGCUCUUUAAUUCUAUGUAUCAAAGGAUAUUUGCAAUUUGGACACUUCACUGUCGAGAUCGAUUGACUCGAAGGAGUCGAAAAAACUAGAUGACACAUCCUCGAGCAUAUCUAGAAUAUAAUAAUAGUAGUCUCCCAAGUUGGAAUUUAUUAUUUUUAAUUAUUCUACAAAGAAAAAUCAAAUACUACAAUCAAAUACUUGGUUUUUAAUCGGAUUCAAUAAAUUAAGCUAUUAGGUGGGUGAGGAAGAGAGGGAAUUCUCAUUUCGAGAAUAAUUAAAAAAUUAUUGUUAAUAAAGAUAUAAUUACAUGCUAACAUUACAAACAAAGCAUGUACGUACAACAGAUUUACGAGACAAUUUACUGAAAUGAGCUAAAAAGAUGCACAGCAAAUAAAAUACACUAAUAACUUAAACUAUUCGCCAAUAGCGUAUUUUCGCAACAGUUUCAAAUGGAGAUCGAUCGACUGGGGGGAGGGGGGGGUGUAAUCAGACCUCCUAAUCCUCCUUCUCCCCGCCGCUAUCAAUCCCGAAUAAUAGGUAGACACGGAGCAAAUCGAAAAUUUCUUGGCAAUGCUCGAGGUUGCCAAAGUUUGCUGAUAAGGAACGUCAAUUAAGGCAGCCCCAAGCUCUAAUCGUCGAUUUACCAAAAGUUUCUGGCUGUAAUUUCUGCGCCAUCGCCGGCAAGCGAAAUUGUAACCCACUUCUCGGGAGGAUUUAACCGAUCGAAUCGAUACGCAAGAUGAUACGGAGAAAGGAUAAGAAUUGUAGAAGUAAAAGUGUAUUCUGGUCAAUAGCAGAUGUCAAUAGAAGAAAAUUAAUGAGAGAUUGUAAUGUCUUAAAGUAAAAUGAAUGAAAAAAAGUGAUGAAUGCAGCGACGAAAUGUAGAGCACGUAACCGAAGGAAGACUAGCGUGCAUUUGCAAAAACUGAGGGUCAACAAAAAGAAAAGACGUCUCAAGCGGGGUAACGAGUUCAAAGUUGAUGCCUGUCGUCGUUUGCACGAGACAAGGUCGUGCAGGUAUGAAGAAUCUCAGCCGAAAGAAAAAGAGAAAAAGGGGUGGAGAAGGGAGAGGACAAACAAGGCGGUCACGGGAGUAAACGAGUGAGAAAAGAAGUCGAUCCACGCCCAGGAAUUGGAAUGAUCGAGCCGUCAGACUUGCCAUGGCAACUGCGGACAACAAGCUGUCAGAUGAUGGGCAGAGUUUUGAUCAAUAAUACCGGCAGUGACUGGCUUGCCUGCCGGCAGUUCUCGAGUUCGAUAUACGGAGUCGCGCGAACAGUGAUUUUGACUCCAAACAAACAGCACGUGGCUGCCGGCUGUUGUAGUAAGGACAGAGGGUGGCGAAGGGGUUAAGAGAGGGUGGUUCCGACACGUGACGAAGCGAAGGCGAGCGACGUGUACCAGGCUGAGUCACGGAGGAUGGAUUUGAGCGAUGCGAUUUUCGAUCGAGAGAUGCUAAUUCCUCGUCCCUGAAUUACGAACUCGAGACUCGAGCCGCCAGUCAGCUAAGAGUGGCACUGACUACUGAUUGCGAUACCGACGUUUCGGUACUUCGAUAUGCUUACUUAUUGAAAGAGUCUGACCUACUAAAUUCGUACGAACGUUUCACUACAAUUGAAACACGCACACAAAAGACAUACCAUAUUGAAACAAAGAUUAAAAUUUAUUAUUGAUAGAAGAAUUUUGUCUCCAUGGAAAGAGAAGCUACAGAAAAGUUUUUGGGAUACAUUUUUAAGUAAAAAAUAUUAUAAUUUAAUAUAGCAACUCAAAAUGUAAUCUACAAUUUUAAAAAUGGUAUUAAAUGGAUAAUAAAUAAUAAUAAAUAAUUCUCUAGCUAUUCUUUCAGAAUAAUUAUUUUAAAAAUAUGAAAAAGAUUGCAGAAAGGAAUCGCUUUCUGUUUCGAUUAACGAAAUAGUGAAAAGAGAAUUAUAUCAAUUCUACGAAUAUUUUUCUCUACUCUUAUUUCAACAUGCACCACAAAAAAUUUUUCGAUUAGGGAAAAAAUUAAUAUAUUAUGAUUACUAAAGCUAUUCUCUCUCUUUUUAUUUAAAAAACAUUUGAAAAUUAUUCACGUUGUUUUUCACAAUCGAAUGGCUUUACAAUACAUACGUAAUGAGAGACUCGACUGGAAAAAGUUAAAUUAAAUUUAUAAUUAAAGCCAUAAAAAAAAUUCUACUCAUUCACGAUAUCUCUCUUCGAAAUGGGUAAUUUCCGUAUUCUUCCGUGCUAUUGAAAACGAAGCAAAAAUAUUUCGGAUGUGUAAAUUGAGGGAAAUAUCCUGUACAUAUGUAGUCCCAAUAUCGUGAUGUUACAUCACCGUGGCCUCGAGGGCAACGUAUAACAAAGUGAGCGAGGAGUUCGACCACCCUGGCAGCGCUGACAGUGAUCGUAAUGACGGAGGUUAAUGGUACCAGUACAACUAUAGGGUUCGUGUGUUGGCUCCCGUUCAAGGCAGUGGGAGGGAAAGAAAGAGAAAAUGAGAAGGGGAAAGCCCAAUACACCUGUGCUCGACGAACGCGUUGGUGAACCGGGCUUGGGGUACACACCGAAGGCUGGUGGAGGGCAAUGGAUGAGGGUGCAGUCAGUCAGUCGGCGCCCGGUCGUGGCGUCGACAACGUCCCUCGAUGGAACUCCUCGCUCCUCGAGGACUGAAGAAACCUAAAUAUUAUAUUUGUAUUAAGAAAAUUUUCUCUUUUCUUUAACUCGACCUGUGUUAUCGCCAAGGGGUUGUUUCCCACGCCAAUGAACGAAUGAAGCUCUGUCAGAAAGAUUCUGAAGAUUGCCGAAAGGACGCACCAACAAUGCGAAGACGAUUAUCCAGAGAUGUCUAGCGGUAGGAGAGCGACGCGACCUGUCAGGCAGCUGUCGUUGCAGCAACCCGCGCCGCGUCGACAGCACCUGAGACGACAGAGAUCAGCGGAGGAUGAUUGCGGCAAGUCCUUGCAGAUCUACGCGAAUCCAAUCGCGCGUAGAUCAGCCGCCAAUGCGACGGAGAAGCCCAAGGUGCGAGUCGCCUGGGGCGAUGAUCGUCGCGGCUGCGACAGUCUGGCCCAGGUGGAGGUGGUGGCUCGGCAGAUGCCGAGUCGAUCCAGACCGACCACGGGUCGAUCUGGUAGGACUUAUGCCACCACGGAGAAGGCGUCGAUCCUUUACUCGCGGCAGGAACUCGCCGAGAGGCUGCGACUCGCGUGGAAGCACCGCGAACAGAACAAAGCGAACCUCGACAUUUUUCUAGCACAUAGCGUGGCAGUGGAAGAACGCUGCGAUUCUCAAUUAUCGAUAUCUGUCCCGUCGACCCCUCACCCUAGGAAGGAGCCCAAUUCUAUUCAGGAAAAUGAGAAAAAAAGCCAGCGGAAUCCGACAGUGCCGAGCACUUUGGAAGACCGAGAGAAGGAAAUGUGUAAGGAACAUGAUAAUGGAGAUGAAAGAUUAUGCGGGAAGAAGCUGGAGACUGUGUCUCGAUCGACGGAAAAUGAUUUGUUGACGAAAGGGGAUGAGACCGCAACGAAAAGCAUGAAAAAGGAAGAAAGAGAUAAUGAGAGCUCAGCAGACACGCGCGAUAAUCUGGACAUCGAGGAGGAGGAGGAGGAGGAAAAAAAGAAGAAGACGCGUAUUAAUAUCGAUUGUACAAAUCUUCAUCUUCCAACGACCGAACAGUCGCAGCCAUCGGCGACUUUUUCAUGCUUGAAAGAGGAAAAUGCAGAUUCGACGAAGGCCAACGCCGAUUUCACCUCGGCGAAGCAGAAGCGCGCGAGCUUUCACAGCGGUACCAAUCGCGCCUUCCUCGUGCCGAUGGUGGAGAAAUCGUCGCCGAAAGGACCAGAAACGAAGAAUAAGCUCGCACCGGCGAAAUCGAUCGAGAUCAGAUGCGCUUCGGCCGACAAGACCGCGACGAGAUUGACGGUCGACAAGAGCGCCGUUCUCACGAGAAGCUCAUCCACGGCGAGCCUGGAAAAGGCGAAGAGGACGAAUUCCGCGCCGCCGCAGAGGCGAAAUCUUGCACCUGCGGCGCGCGUUCAGGUGAGCAUCGUAAUCGACGCGCCUGGUCUCACCGAGGCGACGGAUAAAUCGAUCGUUUGCGAAAAAAUGCAAGACGGAAAAGAUGCCGUGGAAAAGUACGAGGAAGGUGCGAUCAAGAUAUCGCGAGGGGAGCGAUCGAUAAGAUCGGCGCCUCUGAAGAGGCGAUCGAGAAGCGCGAAGAGGCGUCUCCUUGCUUCGUCAGGCCUGAAGGACGAGGAUCGCGGAGGGCGAGGAAGGGCUUUCAUGGAUCCCAAAACGAGUGAUGUGGUCACCAUGGUGUCGCUGGUCAGCUCAGCUGACAGCGAUAGCGAUGUGGAGAAUUCGCCGGGCGACGACAAGCUUAUCAAUGAGCUGCGUAGCAAGCUACCCACCACGCCUAUCAUCAAGACAUCCAUCAACCCCAACCCCAGCACAGUGAGAAAGCCCAUCAAGUCAGUUUCCUUCCAGAGGGACUCGUUCGACGACGAGCCGACAAAGGAGGAGAAGCGAAUCAUCAGCAACAUUCAACUUCCCCGCUUUGGCUUCGCCGUUAACGUCGCUCACGGAAGCGGCGGUGAAGACCUAGAGCAGCAGGACAGCAGGACUGUCAAUGAUAAUGUCGUUACGAUGCCGACGCUGGUCGUCGAGCCCUUACUAAUUCCGCAGGAUACCGAGAAGACAAUAGAAGCCGAGGCACCGCUGACUGAUCGCGAGAAGAGGUGCCUGGCGGUGCCGAUCGGCGAUCUGCACGACAAGAAGAGGAAGCUGCUGCGAACGCGCAGCACACCGAUUCGCCCGAUAGUAGCAGAACGGACGAAUAAUGCACCGAUGGAAAUAAAAGAGCAGAGGAUACCUCUGACGAUACCGCGAGUAGAUAUCGUCGCGAUUCCAGCUCCGCCAAUCGACACCCCACUUACAAAAGUCGAGCAAUUUCCUAAAGAGACGAUGCCGACUAAAGAGACGCCACCAGAAGCGAUGCUGCCGUCGGAGCCACAUUUUCAAACGACCAAGGAAAAGGAAUGCUGGCAUCUUUAUAGGCGGAUGUGUGAUAAGGGUGUGUGCGUAUCCUUCGACACUGUUCUAAGAGGCAUGCUAACACCGACGGAGUAUCGAUUGCGUCAGAAGGAAUAUUCACAGGAUUUGCGAUGAAAGUCGUGAUGAAGAUGUUGAAUUAUUUUAGAUACUUUUAGAUAUUUAGAUACUUUUUUAAUGAAUCGAUUAUUAUUUUCUCGAAUCGACUGUUCGAAUCGAAAACAAUGAACAACAAAAGAUAUUAUAUUAUACAUACAUGGUGCGUCCGGAAAAUAAUUUUUUUACAAAGGAUUUAUUGAACUUUUCGGUACAACACAUCAAAAUGCUUCAAAAUAGGCUCCUCUUGAGUUGACAUGUGAAAGACAAGCAUUUUGGAACAAUUUAGGGGAUCAAAGCAGCUUGUACCGCGGCUUUAAAGGAUAUUCCGGAGAUGAUCUACCAUGACGCAUUCGAUACCUGAAAAACUCGUUGGAGCCGAUGUGUCAACUCAAGAGGAGCCUAUUUUGAAGCAUUUUGAUGUGUUGGACCAAAAAAUUUAAUAAAUUCUUUGUAAAAAAAUCACUAACAUUACUUUCCGAAUGCACCAUAUGUAUGUGAUUUAUAUAUGCAAUUUAUUACAAUGCAUAAAAUGCAUAUAUUUCUCUAUCAUAUUAUAUAUUAUAAUUUGCAUAUAUAUAACUUAUUAAUUACUAAUUGUUAACCUUUUAUUUGUAUAUAACUUAUAUUCAUAUAUAUAGAAUAUAAGGUACGAAAGAUCACACGCGAGAUAGCCAUUGUUAAUAUUAUCAUCAAGGUUAAGUAAAUGACACCUUGAUAAUAAUAAUUAAUAAUACCAAUAAAUAGGCACAUAUGGUAAAGUAACAGGCACAAACCGAAUUACCUGAAAUUAGAUGGUUCCUAUUAAGCCUUAAAUAAAAUCCUACUGCCUCUUUCUCAAUUUUUUUAUAUUCCCGAAUUAUUUUUAAUUCGUUUCUGAUAAUAUAUUUCAAUUCAGUAUCGGGACAGUUUUAACACAUUCAAGUACAGAAAUGCAUUUCGUAAGCCAUAAAAUCUGUCUGUUCUUUUAAUUAUGUCGUACUUUGGGCACCGAGAAUAAGACAGAUAUGCAGUAAAUGUUAAAGAGAGAAAAAAAGAGAACUAAAGAGAACAGAUCCUUUUCUUAUUCUUUUCUACAGGAUGAAUAUUUUUCUUUGUAUGUACAUUCUCUUGUAUUCAUAUAUUUCAAAUAUACCAUGCGUUCGUAUUAUAUAUCCAAACACAAGUUAUUAAAUUAACGUUACAAUAAUUAAGGAGAGAAUGAAAGGUUUGUAUGGUCAAAUUUAGGCGAAUUUAUUUCAAUAAAAGGAAUAAAUAAAGUGAAGUUGGCGUGCGAAAAUUGAGAUUGUUCGAUGAUCGUGCAAAAAGGAAGAAAAAAAAUUGACUACUAGAGUCUUGUAUGUGUACAACCCAGAAAUUGUAAAAGAAAGUUUUCAAAUACAAAUAAAAAUAAUUUUAAGGAUUAAGACUUUCGUGAAGAUGAUCUUAUCAUUAUCACGAAACGAAGCACAAUUCAAA